GAUUUAAAGGAGGAGAUUGAUAUUCGACUGUCGAGGGUGCAAGACAUCAAGUACGAGCCCCAGCUGCUGGCUGAGGAUGACAGCAGGCUCCUGCAGCUGGAGACACAAGGCCACCAGAGCUGCUACAACUACCUGUACAGGAUGAAGGCGCUGGAUGCGAUCAGGACAUCUG
This is a messenger RNA of Leptosomus discolor (cuckoo roller), 172 nucleotides long. The record is from RefSeq and is a predicted model, not a curated record. Lineage: Eukaryota; Metazoa; Chordata; Aves; Leptosomiformes; Leptosomidae.